Molecule: messenger RNA, 518 nt
Organism: Saprolegnia parasitica CBS 223.65
Lineage: Eukaryota; Oomycota; Saprolegniomycetes; Saprolegniales; Saprolegniaceae
Exons: 1
Coding region: 22-423 (133 amino acids)
Source: RefSeq, a predicted model, not a curated record
GCCCUUUUGGAUCAAGCAAGCAUGCCCAGCACGCUCGGCCUCGUCUCGGUGGUCGUCCGCGACUACGACGAAGCGAUCGAGUUCUACACGAAGAAGGCCGGCUUCCACUUGGUCUGCGACGAGCGCCAGUCGGACACGAAGCGCUGGGUCGUCGUCAACCCGACGAGCGCGACGGCGACGGCCGGCGGUCUCCUCCUCGCGCAGGCUGUUGGCGACGCGCAGCUUGCGACCAUUGGCAACCAGAGCGGCGGCCGCGUCUGGCUCUUCCUCAACACGACCGACUUCCGUCCGACAUACGAGCGCAUGAAGGCCAACGGCGUCGUCUUCUGCGAAGAGCCGCGUCACGAGCUUUAUGGCUGGGUUGUUGUCUGGCAGGACCUGUACGGCAACAAGUGGGACCUUCUCGAGAAGAAGGACGCCUGAUGCACUACCAAGCAACAACGUAUUCUACGAUAAGACGAUGCGGCUCUGCAUAAGAAAAUCUUGGAACUUAGCGGUGGCGCGACCGCUUACUUCGG